This is a messenger RNA of Maylandia zebra (zebra mbuna), 2932 nucleotides long. RefSeq names its product drebrin-like protein B. Gene Ontology annotation, cellular component: site of polarized growth; lamellipodium; dendrite. The record is from RefSeq and is a predicted model, not a curated record. Lineage: Eukaryota; Metazoa; Chordata; Actinopteri; Cichliformes; Cichlidae. Gene Ontology annotation, molecular function: actin filament binding. Gene Ontology annotation, biological process: regulation of actin filament polymerization; postsynaptic actin cytoskeleton organization; positive regulation of axon extension.
AGAUAAAUGCCACCCGAUUCAAACGAGGAGCUGCUCGGUGUUUACCUGUUGCCAUGGUGAAUACUGGUGUCAGAGCUCCAUUGAUCGUGGCUUUCAUAGUCUCGUUAACCUGCUGUCUGCCUCUGAGGUGGGAGGGGUCGUACGGGUGAGGCUAUAGAAACAGAAAGACGGAGCAGUGGGUUUGUUUGGGUUUUUUUGAAGAACAUUUAUCACGUUCCUUCUGGUUUCACUUGUUUUUGUGCUUUUUGAAGGUUUUCAAGUUUUUUUCCUUUCUGUAAAAAAACAAAACAGAAACUCAGGUGAGCAGGUAUGGCAAGCUCCGCCCCUAAUAAGAUAACACAGAUCACACCCUGUUCACUGUAACAUACACACACACACUCCCUGCUGCAGAGGGUCACAUGAUACACUCACCUGUGUCCUGUUGCUGCUGAGCACAGGUGUGUAGGUGGGAGGAGUCACCUGGGGAGAAUGCGGUCAGUCAGGUUUGGGUCCUUCGACCCGCCCGGUUAGUCUCCUCAGACCUGAGCUGAGUUGGUGCCUGUGGGAGGUUUGCCACAGUACUGCUGGGUCGUUGCUGCCGUGCUGUGGAGGAACAUGUCUGUUAAUCUGAGCAAGAAUGGAGCCGCGCUGAUGGCCGCCUACGAGGAGGUGGUGAGCGGCAAGUCUAACACAGACUGGGCACUGUUCACCUACGAAGGAAACACCAACAACCUCCGAGUGGCACAGAAAGGAGAUGGAGGGUUGGAGGAGAUGGUGGAGGAGCUGAACAGCGGGAAGGUGAUGUACGCUUUCUGUCGAGUCAGGGACCCGAACUCUGGACUGCCCAAAUACAUCCUCAUAAACUGGACAGGUGAAGGUGUGAAGGACUCUCGGAAAGGACAGUGUGCCAAUCACGUGAGCACCAUAGCAGGUUUCCUGAAGGGAGCCCAUGUGACUGUAAACGCCCGUGCGGAGGACGACGUGGACCCAGAGACCAUCUUGGCCAAAGUGGCCAAAGCGUCCGGCGCUAACUUUAACUUCCACAAGCAAACGCAGGAGUACAGAGACGUUCCCAGAGGACCCGUGGGUUCUGUGUACCGCAAAGUCAAUGCUGUCGAGGAAAUCCAACAAAUCAACAAGGACGACUUCUGGGUCAAAGCUCAGCGGGAUGAAGAAAUGCGUCAAAAGGAGGAAAGCAUUCGAGUGGAACAGGAGAGGCAGGAGGCGGAGAGGGAGAGGAGGGACAUGGAGGAGAGACAGUCGAAGGAGAGGGAGAGGAUAGCGAGAGAGAGAGCUCAGCAGAUCGAACAGGAGAAGCUCCGGCAGAAGCAGCGGGAGGACGAGGAGCGAGAGCAGGAACAGCAGCGUCGGAAUGAGCAGCUGGAGAACAUGAAGAUGACGGGAAUUUCCGCUGCUGCCUCGGUGCAGAAAGCUAACGAGGCGAAAUCUCUGAUUUCUCAGAGAGCGUUUAAUCCCAGAGACAUCUUCAAGCAGAAGGAGCAGAGCUUUGAUGCUGGCGACACACCUGCUGCCUCCAGACCCGGGAGGCUGCAGAGUCCGUUUCUAUCGCAGAAAUCGUUUGAGCGAGACGUCCCGGUUCAGCCUCGGUUUCCACCAUCCUCUCCUCCAGCAGUGACCCCCCUGUCUCUGAUUACAUCUGCUUCACCUGUGCUGCCUGUCUCACAUGCUGCACCUGCCUCCACUACAGCACCAGAGAGGUCACACUCACCUGUGCAGCCUGCAGACGCUGGUUAUGGUGACGAAGACGAGUGGUCAGAUGAUUUUGAUGAAGAUGAAGCUGCACAAGAGGGAAGUCCAGCUCAAGAUGAUCCAUACAUGGCACCGCAUUCAGCCUGGAGUAACGAGGACCUGUAUCAAAACGUUUCCCAGCAUGCACCAGCAGCUGAUGGUAUUAAUUGGGAUGGCAGUGGACAAGGUAUCUGUGCCAGAGCUCUGUACGACUACCAGGCCGCGGAUGACACUGAGAUCACCUUUGACCCCGAUGACAUUAUUACUCAGAUAGAAAUGCUGGAUGAGGGUUGGUGGAGAGGUGUUGGACCUGAUGGGGAAUACGGCAUGUUCCCGGCUAACUAUGUGGAGCUUAUCUAGUUGUCAUUGGCUCAUUGUCCUGUUAAUUUUAAUAAAGCUGUGGGUGUUUCAGAUGGAUAUUUUACUCACAUUAACUUGUUCAGUAUCACUGAAUUAAUAAACCUUUGUAAAAACCAGUAAACAAUAAAUACAGUCAUUUUCAAGUGCAGUUUGGAUAUUGCUCUUAUUUUUCUUUUGUCCUAUUUGGCCAGUCUUACUACCGUAAUUAAUAAGAAGUAUAAAUUAGGUUCAUAUAGAGCCUUUUAAUAAACUCAAGGUUGCUUUACGCACAAAACUCAAAUGCCUCAGUGAACAGGUGGCAUUUCAGCCGAGACUGGGACUAUGGACCUCAGAGGGGGCCUGCAGAGCAUCUCAAGGAGGACACACAGCAUAUGGUGAUGCUCCUGUGUUCUUCAGGCAGUCACUGACUUUCUUACAAAACAGUUCUUAUAUUAAAAAAAGAAAAAAAAAAAAAAAAAGUUAAUUUGUCCAGAUAGUUUGGAGUCUCUGAAAAUGUGGGGAAAAACUGCUCUCCAGUCAGCAGAGUUUCAAAUAUAAAAACUGUCUUUGUCAGAAAAGUUCUUCAGUUCCCUGGUUUUUUAAUUAUUUUAUUUCCGUACCUCUUUUAAAUAUCUAUGUCAAUGUUAAUUACGUUUAUUAUAUUAUUUUAUAUUUAUUACAAUAUUCAUGUAUUGUUUUUUUAAUGUCCGUCCUUAGUUUUAAUGUUGUCAUGUUUCAUAAUAUCUGUCUUGUGUUUUAUUACCUGAUUUGAGCAGACUGUACUGUAGGAAGGAGUAUCAGGGCCACAUUAAGAAAAGAAAAGUCAAGUGUUUUGAGAAUAAAGUUGAAAUGUGGAGAUGAUCAU